UUACUGCCAUGUUGAAAAAGUUGAAAACCUCAGAUCGGUUUGAAAAUGAUGUCGAACAGGCCUGCUUCACAGCUGAGUAUCAGACACCCAGGCGUCUUCAUUUUAAGAUCACUGAUCCCUAUAACAAACGCUAUGAAGUCUCCCAUGAGCAUGUUCAGCUGUUUAAUAGGACUGCUGGUUCCACCAACCCGAGCUAUCACGUCGAGCUCAUAAAGAAACCCUUUGGCAUCAAAAUAAUGAGGAUGAGCAACAAAAAAGUCUUGUUGGACACGAGCAUCGGGCCGCUCGUGUUUGCGGAGCAGUACCUGCAGCUGUCCUUCCUGCUGCCCAGCGCCAAUGUGUAUGGGCUGGGAGAACACGUGCACCAGCAGUACCGGCACGACAUGGGCUGGAAGACCUGGCCCAUCUUCACCCGGGAUGCUCCCCCCACCAAUCAAAUGACUAACUUGUAUGGAGCUCACACAUUCUUCUUGUGCCUUGAAGACACCAGCGGCUCCUCCUUUGGGGUCUUUCUGCUGAACAGCAAUGCUAUGGAGGUCACCCUUCAGCCGGCUCCUGCAGUAACUUACCGCACCAUCGGGGGCAUUUUUGACUUUUAUGUGUUCCUGGGAGACACUCCAGAACAAGUGGUUCAGGAAUACCUGGAGCUCAUUGGACGGCCAUUCCUGCCUUCCUACUGGAAUCUUGGUUUCCACCUUAGUCGCAGGAAUUAUAAUAACAUCGAGGGAUUGAAAGAGGUUGUAAACCGAACUCGUAAAGCUAGGAUUCCAUAUGAUGUCCAGUACUCUGACAUAGACUACAUGGAUGGAAAAAAGGACUUUACUAUCGAUGAAAAGGCUUUCCCUCGUCUCUCAGAUUUUGCCAAGGACUUACACGAACAUGGACAGAAAUAUGUAAUUAUUAUGAAUCCUGGCAUCUUAAAUAAUACUGACUACCAGCCCUAUAAGAAUGGAAGCAAAAAGAGAGCGUGGAUCAUGGGGAAUAAAGGCUUUGUCAUUGGAGAGGGAUAUCCUGGAAAGGUAGUCUUUCCUGCUUAUGAUAAGCCAAGUUGUACUCAAUGGUGGACAGAAGAGCUUCAUGAAUUUCAUAAAACUUUGGAGUUUGAUGGAGUGUGGCUUGAAAUGGAGGAAGUAUCUAACUUGCUCUCAGAUUCUGAUGAGUGUGAAAAGAAUAUCUGGAACUAUCCUCCUUUCACUCCCCGAGUUCUGGGCAGCUUGCUUUUUGCAAGAACCCUCUGCAUGGACGCUGAGGUUUACCAGGAGCUUCACUAUAAUGUCCACAGCUUGUAUGGCUACUCCAUGGCAAGAGCCACAGACUCGGCCUUGAAUACUGUCUUCCCCAAUAAGAGGAACUUCAUCUUAUCCCGUUCUACUUUUGCUGGGUCUGGCAAGUUUGCAGCUCAUUGGUUGGGGGACAAUGCAGCUACAUGGAAUGAUCUCCAAUGGUCCAUCCCUAGUAUCCUUGAGUUCAACCUAUUUGGCAUCCCCAUGGUCGGUGCCAAUAUCUGUGGUUAUACCAAUGAUACCACAGAGGAGCUCUGCAGAAGAUGGAUGCAGCUUGGAGCAUUUUAUCCACUAUCCAGGAAUCACAAUGGGCCUGAGUUCAGGGACCAGGACCCUGCUGCCUUUGGUGAAGACUCUCAGCUGUUGAGUUCCUCCAGGCAUUAUCUGAACAUCCGCUAUACCCUGUUGCCCUAUCUCUACACCCUCUUCUACCGAGCUCAUACCCUGGGGGAGACUGUAGCGAGGCCCCUGGUCCAUGAAUUCUACCAGGACAGUGCUACGUGGGAGGUGCACGAGCAGUUCUUAUGGGGACCUGGACUCCUCAUCACGCCUGUGUUACGUGAAGUGUGUUUAUAAUCUAAGCAGAGGGGUGGGAUAUCAACACUAGUCCUCAUAUCUCUAUAGCUGAAUAAGUCAGAGGCUGAAUA
Messenger RNA from Pipistrellus kuhlii (Kuhl's pipistrelle), 1930 nucleotides. RefSeq names its product probable maltase-glucoamylase 2. Gene Ontology annotation, biological process: carbohydrate metabolic process. The transcript is spliced from 15 exons. NCBI's taxonomy places the organism in Eukaryota, Metazoa, Chordata, Mammalia, Chiroptera, Vespertilionidae. The coding region runs from base 9 to 1859 and encodes 616 amino acids. The record is from RefSeq and is a predicted model, not a curated record. Gene Ontology annotation, molecular function: carbohydrate binding; alpha-1,4-glucosidase activity.